CAUUUAGAGAUAUCCACAAGGAACAAGAAGAAAAAAGCUACACGAUAUCCAACUCCAUUCCCUUCACUCCAAACUCUCGCCCAUAUAAGCAACCAUGUGAAAUACUUUCCUCUUCAUGGCCCACUAUAUAUUCUUCUCAAUUACACUUGUACCGGAAAACCGCCAUUGCUAAAAGCUUCAAAAACACAACACCCACAGAGAUCAUAAACCCAAGUACAUACACAUAAAAGGUGAUGGAGGGAAGUGAUGAUGAUGAUCGUCACGAGAAAGAAAACCCAGAAGCAGCAGAAACAAACUGUUGCAGUCAGCAAAGGAAAAAGAAGAAUAGGAUGAAGAACAAGAGGAGGUUCAGUGAUGAGCAGAUCAGGUUAUUGGAGACCAUUUUCGAGUCGGAGACGAGGCUGGAGCCGAGGAAGAAGUUGCAGGUAGCCGGAGAGCUUGGGCUGCAGCCUCGGCAAGUUGCUAUAUGGUUUCAGAACAAGAGAGCUAGGUGGAAAUCUAAGCAACUUGAGCACGAGUACAGAGCACUUAAAGGUAGUUAUGAAAGCUUAGCUUCACAGUUUGAGUCCUUGGAGAAGGAGAAACAAGCCUUGCUCGUACAGCUUCGGAAACUAAGUGAAUUGAGAACCAGAAGUCAGGAUGUAAAUUCUGGAACGGAGGAUUUGGGAGGAAGCAAAAUGGAUUAUACUUGCGGAGAGCCAAAAAUCAAGUGUGACCCAGAAGGAAACCAGAGUUUAUUGCAGGAAAAAUCAGGUGAUCCUUGUGGGUUAAUUAUGUCUUCAAGCCAUGAAUAUAGCACAGAACCUGAACUGCGGGGUGAAGAAGAAAGAUUUAGAGUUCAGAAAAUUGAAGAACAAACAGAUGGUUCAUUGGGAUCAAAUGAGAAAUGGGAUCAUGGGUUUGAUUCAGAGACUUUGUUUGAUCAGUCAUGUAGCAGCUCAAACUGGCUAGAUUUCUGGACUUGAAAACUUGAUAACGCUAUAAAUAUAGAGCUUGAGUGAUGGAUUUUCAGUCGUUUGUUCUCUAGGUUUGCUCUGACUCUGAAACAAAAAGGACAAGGAAGACGAAGCAGCAAAUAUAAAGGAUGUUAAUGGAGCAUUUGAAGUAAAUGCAGAGUACAAACUUGUGGGCUUCAAAUUAAAUUUCAAACCAGCAUAUGACAGAAAAAUUUGUGAAGAGUCAGUUGUUUCACCGUCAUGAAGAAAAGGAAGUGGUUAGUGCAAGAUCAAAGAGGAAAAAAUCAAGGAGCAAGAACAGGUCCUCUGGACAUAAAUGAUAAAAGUGGAGAGGGAGGGUGGCAGAGUUCUUGAAAUUACAGAGAAAAAGUAGUUUAGAAACUUAUAAUUACCGAUCGACCAUCAUUUACCAUGAUAGUUGGUACUUCUACCUCUCUGAUUUGGGCUCGAUUUUUAUGUUACUUAAUAUUUUUGUUGGUAGAUUGUGAUAUCAUUGAUUGUAUUGUCAUUGAUGUACAUUCGUAUUUAAAUUAUCAAUUUGUAUUUUGGGUUAUUUUGUACGAAUAUUAAAUGUUAUGAUGUAAUACAUUACGAUGGAUUUUUUUGAGCGUGAAA
Messenger RNA from Carica papaya (papaya), 1571 nucleotides. Its product is annotated as homeobox-leucine zipper protein ATHB-12-like. Gene Ontology annotation, molecular function: DNA-binding transcription factor activity, RNA polymerase II-specific; sequence-specific DNA binding. Gene Ontology annotation, biological process: positive regulation of DNA-templated transcription. The record is from RefSeq and is a predicted model, not a curated record. NCBI's taxonomy places the organism in Eukaryota, Viridiplantae, Streptophyta, Magnoliopsida, Brassicales, Caricaceae. Gene Ontology annotation, cellular component: nucleus.